Melanotaenia boesemani (Boeseman's rainbowfish) is the source of this 6033-nucleotide messenger RNA. It is a transcript of the gene adcy8, whose product is annotated as adenylate cyclase 8 (brain). The record is from RefSeq and is a predicted model, not a curated record. Bases 1273 to 4989 code for a protein of 1238 amino acids. NCBI's taxonomy places the organism in Eukaryota, Metazoa, Chordata, Actinopteri, Atheriniformes, Melanotaeniidae. Gene Ontology annotation, biological process: intracellular signal transduction; cAMP biosynthetic process; adenylate cyclase-activating G protein-coupled receptor signaling pathway. Gene Ontology annotation, molecular function: adenylate cyclase activity. The transcript has 18 exons. Gene Ontology annotation, cellular component: plasma membrane.
AGAGAGAGUGAGAACACACACACACGCACUGAGGUGACGUCAAACCGGAGCGCAGCUCGCUCGCGCCGCCGUGCCUCUCACUGACCAGCAUCACACUCUUCAAAUCUGGUCCACGCGGGUGUUGCUGCUGCUGCACGCCCUUUUAACCACCGAGGAGGAGAGGGAGACGAAGAAAGAGAGAGAAAACCGGGAGGACGGCUCACCGGAGGAGGAGGAAGUGGAGGAGGAGGAGGAGGAAGGAGGCUCCGCUCUCAUCCUCGCGCGCAGUACGGGGGGCAUAACGGGCAUUAUUUACUGGAUGGAGACGUGCCUGGCCGCACCGCGCGGUCUCCUCAUAGAGAAAAUCCUGUAGGAUUGUGCGGGAGUACGGCAGUGUGGUUUACCUCUCUCCUCCCCGUUUGACAGAUGUUGCAUCCAAGCGCGAGUUCCCCCGCGUUGAUGGAGACGCACAAGAAGGGCUGAUCCGUGUUACGGGGCUCGCGCACUCGACAUUGAUGCUGUUGCAGAGCCUCAUGCGCAACAACAACUUGGCGAUUUUUUAAUUUUCUCUGGGUCGUAGACGACUUAGCCUUUAAGAUUCCGAUCUGGUGGAUUUUUUCCUUUUGUUUUGGCUUUUCUCUGGUGAUGACCUUUCCGGAUUUGUUUGGUUUUUUGUGGUUUCUUGUAUGAAUGUUACUGAACAUUGGAUUUAGCUGGGCUUUUUGUUGUUGUUUUACUAUAAGCGCAUGCAGACGCAGAGCAAGAAAAGAAUGGCAAAGUAAUCGGAUCCAGUUGUGCCAACAACGCACGAGCCGCUAUUGAGGUUCUAUCAAAGAUCAAUUGCGUGCCGUGUACGAACCCAAUCCCCGCCUUGUUUAUCACGGAUCCCGGUUCUUUGUGACGCCCCGACACCCUGAUGGUUCAGAGUAUUGGCGCACAGUGGCUCGAGCUCCUGCUUGGGCACGCCAACUGGUGAUUUUUAGCCUUAGCAAGGAGUACUGUGGUGAUGCCCAUCAUAAUGAUGCUCGACCUGGAAUAUUCUUUACUGCUCCAGUAGGAUUUAUGCACAGUUUCUCCAGUGGAUCAAUUUGCUUGACAAUGACCUCCAAAAGCGCUUUACUCCGUGCCGUUCUCGCCACAACCCAAGAGAAAAGCACGCGCCCCCGGUUCAAUGCGCACGAGAGGACGUCGUCUCCCCAAAAUCGCUGAUCUAACUGACGGCCGGGAGGGGAGGGAAACAAACAAACCGAAACAAACGAUCUCACAAGCAAACAGCGACAGCAACAAGCGGCGAUGGAGCUGUCCGAGGUCCGGUGCUCCAGCGCGAGCGAGGAGCUUUACACCAUCAACAAGACCCCGAGCAGCAGCAACAACAGUAACAGCAGCGGCAGCGCGCGACCCAAACGGCUGCUGUGGCAGAACGCGGUGCGGCACAUCACCGAGCAGCGUUUCAUUCACGAGCAGGGCGGGGGAGGCGGAGGAGGGGUGAAAGGCAUCGGGCCGGACGAGCCCUUCGACCCGAGUCAGGGCGCACGGAAGCACUCAGCGGGUCGGACGUCGGUUGGAGACCGGCACAACAACGGCGGGACUAAAGUGUUCCCGGAGCGCGCCAGCAGCGACCUGGGCUUCUUGCAGAUCGACUGCGCUCCCAGCAACUCGGACUUCUUCUUGAACUGGGGCUACACGUACCGGGGCGUCAUCUUCCCCACCCUGCGGAACGCCUUCAAGUCUCGCGACCUCGAGCGGCUGUACCAGCGUUACUUUCUGGGACAGAGGCGCAAGUCGGUGGUGGUGAUGAACAUCCUGGACGUGAUGACCAAGCUCACCCUGCUCGUGCUGCACCUCACCCUGUCCUCUUCCCCGAUGGACCCGAUCAAGGGGACGCUCCUGGGCUUCUUCACCGGCAUCGAAGUUGUUAUUUGUGCCUUAGUGGUGGUGCGGAAGGACACCACGUCGCACAGUUACCUGCAGUACAGCGGCGUGGUUACCUGGGUGGCCAUGGCCACGCAGAUCCUGGCGGCCGGACUGGGCUACGGGCUGCUGGGGGACGGGGUGGGAUACGUUCUCUUUACCCUGUUCGCCACCUACAGCAUGCUGCCGCUGCCGCUCACCUGGGCCAUCCUGGCCGGCCUGUUCACGUCGGGGCUUCACAUCCUGGUCCAGCUGCUCAUUUCUCAGAACAUGCAGCUCUCUACCAACCAAGUAGUGGCUCAGGCUGUGCUGUUCAUGUGCAUGAACACUGCUGGGAUAUUCAUCAGUUACCUGUCUGACCGGGCUCAGCGACAGGCCUUCCUCGAGACGCGGCGCUGCAUCGAAGCUCGACUGCGACUUGAGACAGAGAACCAGAGACAGGAGAGACUGGUGUUAUCAGUGCUGCCACGUUUUGUAGUUUUGGAAAUGAUCAACGACAUGACAAAUGUAGAGGACGAACACCUCCAGCAUCAAUUCCACAGAAUCUACAUCCACCGUUACGAGAAUGUCAGCAUUCUUUUCGCAGAUGUUAAAGGCUUCACAAACCUCUCCACGACGCUGUCGGCGCAGGAGCUGGUGCGAAUGUUGAAUGAACUCUUUGCACGCUUUGACCGUCUCGCACAUGAGCACCACUGUCUACGAAUAAAGAUCCUGGGAGACUGUUACUACUGUGUGUCGGGUCUUCCUGAGCCCAGACCGGAUCACGCCCACUGCUGCGUGGAGAUGGGCCUCAGCAUGAUCAAAACCAUCAGAUAUGUGAGAUCACGGACAAAACAUGACAUUGACAUGCGAAUUGGGAUCCACUCGGGUUCGGUACUGUGUGGCGUGCUGGGACUCAGGAAGUGGCAGUUUGACGUCUGGUCCUGGGACGUGGACAUCGCCAACAAGCUGGAAUCUGGAGGCAUCCCUGGGAGGAUCCACAUCUCUAAAGCGGCUUUGGACUGUUUGAACGGUGACUAUGAGGUGGAGGAAGGCCACGGGAAGGACCGCAACGACUUCCUGCGGCGCCACAACAUCGAAACCUACCUGAUCAAGCAGCCCGAGGAGAGUAUGCUCACCCUGCCGGAAGACAUCAUGAAGGAGGCAGCCAGCUCAGCCGACCGCCGAGCCAGCAGUGCCACUUUCAACGAGGCCUCCUGGAGCCCUGAGCUCCCCUUCGACAACAUUGUGGGAAACCAGAAUACUCUGGCUGCCCUAACGAGAAAUUCGAUAAAUCUGCUUCCAAACCAUCUCGCACAAGCUUUGCAUGUCCACUCUGGUCCUGAGGAAAUUAACAAGCGAAUAGAGAGCGCCAUCGACUUACGGAGUGGCGAUAAGUUGAGAAGAGAGCAUAUCAAGCCUUUCUCACUGAUGUUUAAAGACUCCAGCCUGGAAGAGAAGUACUCGCAGAUGAGGGAUGAGGUUUUCAAAUCCAACCUGGUGUGCGCCUUCAUUGUCCUCAUCUUCAUCACAACCAUACAAAGCCUUCUUCCCUCUGCCAGAAUGGUAACCAUGGUGAUCCAGUUUUCAGUCCUCAUCAUCCUGCAUUCCUGCCUGGUCCUAGUUACAACGGCGGAGGAUUACAAGUGUCUGCCUCUGGUGCUGAGGAAAGCCUGCUGCUGGAUCAACGAGACCUACGCAGCACGAAACGUCAUCAUCUUCGUCUCCAUCCUCAUCAACUUCCUGGCAGCAAUGAUCAACAUACUGUGGUGCGACUUUGAUAAGUCCAACACCUUCAGGAACCAGACGUACAACGAGUCUGCCUCCAUCCCGGACAUCUGCUUCUACCCAGAGUAUUUUGUGUUCACGGGGGUCCUAGCGAUGGUGACCUGUGCCGUGUUCCUGCGGCUUAACUCUGUGCUGAAGCUGGCUGUGCUGCUGGUGAUGAUCGCCAUCUACGCGCUGCUGACUGAGGCUUUCUACACCUCACUGUUUGUUCGCUACGACACCGUCCACAACAACACUGAAAACUUCCUGGGAACCAAAGAGACGUCUUUACUCCUCAUGGCCAUGUUCGUCCUCGCUGUGUUUUACCACGGUCAGCAGCUGGAGUACACAGCACGGCUUGAUUUCCUGUGGCGUGUCCAGGCCAAAGAGGAGAUCAAUGAGAUGAAGGAGCUUCGAGAACACAACGAGAACAUGCUGAGGAAUAUCCUACCCAGCCACGUGGCCCGGCACUUCCUGGAGAAGGACCGGGACAAUGAGGAGCUGUAUUCGCAGUCGUACGAUGCCGUGGGUGUGAUGUUCGCCUCCAUCCCAGGCUUUGCUGACUUCUACUCCCAGACCGAGAUGAACAACCAGGGAGUUGAGUGCCUGCGGCUCCUCAAUGAAAUCAUCGCAGACUUUGACGAGCUGCUGGGUGAGGACCGUUUCCAGGACAUCGAGAAGAUCAAGACGAUUGGCAGCACCUACAUGGCCGUCUCUGGUUUAUCGCCUGAAAAACAGCAAUGUGAAGAUAAAUGGGGUCACCUGUGUGCACUGGCAGACUUCGCCAUCGCCCUCAAUGAGAGCAUCCAGGAGAUUAACAAGCACUCCUUCAACAACUUUGAGCUGAGGAUCGGUAUGGCUCACGGCUCCGUCGUCGCUGGUGUGAUCGGUGCCAAGAAGCCGCAGUACGACAUCUGGGGGAAGACGGUGAACCUGGCCAGCCGCAUGGACAGCACCGGCGUGAGUGGCAAGAUCCAGGUGCCCGAGGAGACCUACCUGAUCCUGAAAGAGCGCGGAUUUGCCUUCGAGUACCGAGGCGAGAUCUACGUGAAAGGCAUCAGCGAGCAGGAGGGCAAAAUCCGAACACACUUCUUGCUGGGCCGGGUGCAGCCCAACCCGCUCAUCCUGCAGCCGCGCAAAAUCACCGGCCAGUACUCGCUGGCGGCCGUGGUGCUCGGCCUGGUGCAGUCGCUCAAUCGGCAGAAGCAGAAGCAGAUUCUCAACGAGAACAACAACUCGGGCAUCAUGAAGGGCCACCACCACUACAACCGCAGGACGUUGUUAGCACACGGUGGCUCCGAGGUGGGAGGGGGCCAUCACGCUGAAGCCGCUGAUAAGACUGAGCUGUCCUGAAGAGCAGACCAGAGUUUUAGGUCCACACUGAUUUCUUAGGGGCAGAGCUGCUCUUCAGGCAGAAAUGAUCCCAGUGGUUGAGUUUAACCUCAGUGGGUAAAGUGAAGGAAAGCCCUUUUUGUAGCAUUCUCACAGAAAACAAAGGCUCUGCUGGUUUGGUGCAGUCUUAGCCUCCUUUUACUUUUCUUUUUCUAAAGCAGGUUUGUGUCCUUACACAAGGCUGAACUAAAGGACAACAACUCCUGAGCAGGAUUAACAACAGGCAUUCAUUUCCCUUGUAGAGCCAAACUCCAUUCCCAACACAAAAUAAAUAAAUACAUGGAACAGCAAUUGUUAGUUAGAUUUGAAAGGAAGAAAGACCAGUUUCAUUUGUUGCAAAGAUUCUCAGAGGAUUUGAUUUUAACAAAUUCCAAAUGUAAAAUCAUGUCAACAUUUUUGGGCCCAUUUCCCGAAAACUGCUUGCAAACACUAGUAGUAGCAUUUUCUUAAAGAUACAUUAGCAAAUCCUACAAAUCCUCAGCAAAUAAUCACAUAAAGACAGAAAGUCAGAAGUUUCCCAGAUACCAGACAUAUUUGGGUCAAAUCCAGGUUUCUUUUGGCACUCAUGGCUCUGUUUCAGCACUGGCAAGUGUUGUGUGGGCCACAAGUGGACCAGAUGUUUGUUGUUGGCCUGGACAUGGCUUACAGCUAAUAUUUGUAUUUUGUGGCCCAGGAGUGGGCCUAAUAUGGGAAGCCUUCCUUACAGCAGUUUCCUUGUGGGCCACGUGUGAUGGUCAUGUGGCUGAGUUUCGGCAGCAACACUCACAUUUAGUCAACGCCGUAAGUCAAGGCCAAAUUUGGGCCAAACAAUUUUUUGCUGUCUGUGAAUAAAUGGGACAGGAAAUCAUGUGUUCUUGAUGAUCCCAGCUUCUGCACUGCAUGAAGAUAAAUCAGGCCUGUUAGGUUGAAACAAGCUUAUUGGAGAAAUACUGAGCGUGUAAAGUGGAAUGGAAUAAAGUGCUAUCUUGGUCCACCAGCCCUACAUACUUUGAUGAACCAAAACAA